AUGGCGUUUUCUUUUAGGAAGAUGCUCUCAAAUAUUAAUUAUUUCAAAAAAUCCGAUGAUAGUCCCAGCAAUGAUCCGCAUUUAAAGAGACGUAGGCAUACGUAUAGGGUCGAAGAUCCGGUAAUAAAUUUCGAGGAAGCAGAUUCCACUUCUAGGCAGUGCACUAGCUUGAAGCUGCCAGAAUCAUUAAAGAAUUACGCUGCUAAGAAAGGCUCGCUUUCUGAUACUGAUCUAUUAACUUUGAGCGUCGAGGUGCCUACACGAGAAAAGCGGCGUAAAAAACUCAAGCUAGAUAUUAAGAAAGCCAGCCAAUCUAUGAACCAAUUGAGCACUUACAAUGUUGAAAACACACCAAAGCAUGUUCACUUGGAGUGCAAAAGCUCUGAUGCAUUUUCUGAACGUUUCCGUGGCUUUGAUUUCAAGACUUUGGAUCUAUUUGAUGCUAUGUACGAUGAGAGGGACACUUCAUCUCCGCUGGAAGAGGAGAUAGACAUACAUUCACUAUCAGACCAUUCAGAUACGGAUAUUUCUAUGAAAUCGAGCAAUUCAUCAAUAAAAAUGUGCCGGAAAGUUAAUGAAAGCAGCUCCAGUAAUGAUAAAAUUGUUCCAUCGACAAGUUUGGAAUCUUUCGGUGAUGUUGAGCUCGAGAAAAGUGAAGAAGAAAGAAUAAGACUGCUGUUGAACUAUCAAAUGAAACUGGAUAAAAUGGAAUCCGUUAUGAAAAAACUGUUGCAUGAAUUCCAAUUCCACAUCGAAGUUUCCAAAGUAUUCCAUUCCAAAUCCAUCGUAUCAGCUCUACAGGGAAGUAAUUUUCAUAAAACUCUUGAAGAUAUCACGAAUCUUGAGAAGAAUCCGAACUGGAAUUUCAUUGUUGAGAGAGAAGAUGAUCAGACUAAAUACAAAUUAAAGAAGCAACUGCUUUCAAUCAAAGCCUGUAUAGACAACUUUGUCCGCAUAUACCUGAAUAUAGAUAAGAAAAGAUCAUUAAAAAAGCCCAUACAGAAAACGCACAAAAAGAAAAAGCAUUUUGAUUUUCCCGACCUCAGAGAUGCUUUGUUAAACUUAUUCUCUCUGCGGAAUGAUUCCAUAGAUGAUGAAUCAUCCAAAUGUGAUUGUAAUUGCCAUAAUUCAUCACCGGAUUCCGAUUUAGAGUCGGCAUCAUCAAAAACGGACCAGUCAUCAUUUAUAACAUCAUCGAUUGGCAAUUUUACAUUAGACUGUUCUACGCUCACAGCAUAUUCCGAGUCCUUGGACCAAGUUAUUAGCUAUACAAGCUAUGAUGACUCGAGCUUAUUCAAUAGCUUACUCCAGAAGGCGGCCAUUGAACGAAUAACUUUUUACAUCCAAGUACACAGUAUCCAAUUAAGUUGUGAACAAAAUGAAACAAAGAACAUAAUUUUCCAUUGCCCGCCUUGUCAAUAUGUUGAAACCGAAGAAAAUGACUUGCUAUGCCACAUACUGAGUCAAGAUCAUUGUGAGAAGAUACAUUUUCUAUAUAAAACGGCAUACAUUAAGAAAUGCAUGUCAGCUGGUAAGGAGAUACAGCCAAGUACAGUCCUAAAUCCCAUGAGAAUGUAUAGAGAUGAGAACAAAAUUGUCUGCUUCGGUGAUGCACUGUACGCUUGCACUCUGUGCUUUGAAAAUCUGAUCAUCGGUGAAUCUGUGUUAAUGGCCCACUGCUCCGAGCCCCAACAUGUCAGUAGAAGGGAGAAGUUGGGUGAGAUUAUCGAUUAA
Danaus chrysippus (African queen) is the source of this 1734-nucleotide messenger RNA. Lineage: Eukaryota; Metazoa; Arthropoda; Insecta; Lepidoptera; Nymphalidae. The record is from the annotation of a GenBank genome assembly.